Messenger RNA from Bacidia gigantensis, 1524 nucleotides. RefSeq lists its product as uncharacterized. Bases 1 to 1524 code for a protein of 507 amino acids. Gene Ontology annotation, cellular component: cytosol. Gene Ontology annotation, biological process: protein import into peroxisome matrix. The record is from RefSeq and is a predicted model, not a curated record. Lineage: Eukaryota; Fungi; Ascomycota; Lecanoromycetes; Lecanorales; Ramalinaceae. The transcript has 2 exons.
AUGGUCGUUGAUACGAGCUACUAUGACGCUCUCAAUGUCAAGACCGAUGCUACCGAGCUCGAGAUCAAAAAGGCAUACCGAAAACUUGCCAUUACGACCCAUCCUGAUAAGAACCCUGGCGAUGAGACUGCUCACGCCAGAUUCCAGGCCAUAGGCGAAGCUUAUCAGGUGUUGAGUAACAAGGAACUUCGAGCUCGAUAUGACAAACUCGGCAAGGAGAAAGCUCAACCAGAGUCGGGUUUCGAGGACCCUUCAGAGUUCUUUGGCAUGAUCUUCGGCGGCGAAGCUUUCGUGGACCUGAUAGGCGAGCUGAGCUUGAUGAAAGACCUGACAAAGACUAUGGACAUCACCGCCAAGCAAAUGGCGGAAGAAGAAGCUGCCGAGUCGGCUGAAGCCAAGUUGCAAAACAAGGACGAGAAGGAUGCGCACCACCAGCCUCCGCCAGCAGCACAAGAUGCAGCUGCGGCAACUCAUGAUACAAAGUCCUCAGCACCACACGACCCCAACCUCAAACCCCCGGGCCCACCAAUACCUCCAAGAUCCCCAUCAGCCUCAGGCACCUCAACACCAACCUCUCACCCCAAGCCCCGGCUGGGUCAGCAAGCGCUCAUGGACAAAAGCGAAGAAGACGCCCGCAUGGAUGCCGCAGGCCUAACAGAACAAGAAAAAGAACUCCGGCGAAAAGAGAAGAAACGCGGCCUGUCCAAAGAGCAACGAGAAGAGCUCGCAGCCUACGAAGCAGAGCGAAAACGCAUCCGCGACGAGCGCGUCGACACGCUCGCAAAGAAGUUACUCGACAGAAUCAGCAUCUGGACCGAGACCGACAAAGGCGGCGACGUCACGCGGGCAUUCCAAGAGAAAACACGCCUCGAGGUCGAGAAUCUGAAAAUGGAAUCUUUCGGCCUCGAAAUCCUUCAUGCUGUCGGCUCCACCUACGUCUCUAAAGCGACCAGUUUCCUCAAAAGCCAAAAGUUCCUCGGUAUCUCGGGCUUCUUCUCGCGAUUGAAGGAUAAGGGCAACCUAGCGAAGGAUACAUGGAGUACGAUCUCCACAGCCAUCGAUGCGCAGGUGACGAUGGAGGAGAUGGCACGAGCGGAAGAGAAGGGCGGGGACGACUGGACCGAUGAGCGGAAAGCGGAGAUGGAGAGGCGGGUCACAGGGAAGAUCCUCGCGGCAGCGUGGAAGGGGUCACGAUUUGAGAUCCAGAGCGUGCUGAGGGAUGUGUGUGACAAGGUGCUGAAUGACAAGAACGUGAAGAUGGAGAAGAGGGUGGAAAGGGCGCAUGCGUUGGUGUUGGCGGGGAACAUCUAUUCGAUUGCCCAAAGAGACCCCGAUGAAGAAGGCGACUACAUGGCCUUCGAGCAGCUAAUGGCCGACGCACAAAUGAAGCGGGACAAGAAGAAAGAAAAGAAAGACCCUGCCGCCGGCCCUACCAACCCCACUGCUCACCCGUCCACCUCUACGAACCCCAACGCCCCCACAGCAGGAACGAAGAAAGAAGACCCGUUACACCAGCCAUCAUAG